AUGAAUGAUGUUUGCUUAAAAAGCAUCGAAAACUCGGGUGAUCCGAUUAAAUUCUUAAGAGAGAUAAAAACGCAACAGAGGCUAAAUAAUAAUAAUUUUUUUAUAAAGGUUUUGGGUAUCACCAAACCAUCAAAUAGUUUGAAUUAUAUGGUGGUCACCCAACUUGCGGGCGAAGGAAGCCUUCGAGAAUACCUUGAUAGAAAAUAUAGUGAACUUUCAUGGCGCGAUAAACUCAACAUUUUAUGGCGCAUUUCCUAUGGGCUUAAAUUCAUUCAUUCUCGGAAAUUGAUUCACAAAGGUCUUCACAGCGGAAACGUGUUAAUAGGAGGUGGUGAUAUUUCGUAUAUAGGCGAUUUUGGCUUAAGUGAGCGAAUCAAUUACGGCACCCCUUCACUAAUCCUCGACCUAAUGAAAAGAUGUUGGAGUGCCGAGCCAAGAGAUCGUCCAACAGCAUUAGAGUUAUUUAAUACUUUGCACGAGUGGUGGAUGUGUUUGGAUGAAGGCUACAACGAAUCUCAUGAAAUGUUUAAGCAAAUUAGAGAAAUCGAAGAAUCCAACAAAGAUCUGAAUAAAUCAAAACCACUCAAGUACGUUACGCACCCGCAGGCAAUUUAUAUUAGUAGAUUUUUUGAUUUCCCGAGUGCAUUCCAUCGGUAG
Messenger RNA from Acaulospora morrowiae, 657 nucleotides. NCBI's taxonomy places the organism in Eukaryota, Fungi, Glomeromycota, Glomeromycetes, Diversisporales, Acaulosporaceae. The record is from the annotation of a GenBank genome assembly.